Messenger RNA from Adineta steineri, 2442 nucleotides. Lineage: Eukaryota; Metazoa; Rotifera; Eurotatoria; Adinetida; Adinetidae. The record is from the annotation of a GenBank genome assembly.
AUGGCUGCUAUUCCACCAACUGAUAAAAUGAAUUUUCGUACACAACUUGUUGAUGGGAAACCUCAAAUAUUUUUUGAACCAAUCGAUAAUUCGUCAACAAGAGCAAAAUCAAAACGAAAUAGUCGAGCAAUAAAUACGAUAAAUCGUCAGUCAGAACAAAAAAAUAAAAUAAAUAAUCAAAAAUAUCCAGCUGAAUAUGAAACAAAAAGACAACCAAAUAGAACUGAGCAGUCAACAAAUCAAAAACAAGUUAAUGAGGACAAUUCGAAAUUAGGAGUCUAUAUGACUAUGGAUGAAAUAGCUGAUCUUGUCAAUGCUGUCAAAGAGAAUGCUAAAAGUGAUAUCAAUACUAAUCAUGAACCAAGAGCUCCAUCCCCACCACGACAACAAUAUCAUGAACCAAAAGUUCCACCGGUUGUUCCUAAUUUAGAUUUAGCAUUAGACCAACCUCCAGCUCCACCACUACCACCACCACCACCGAAAAUUUCAGCUCAAGAUGAAGCAGCAUUAGACAAAAAACGUCAAAAAUGGAUGCGAGAGAAAGCGGAAAUUGAACGAAUGAAACUCGAAAUUGAAUAUGAUCAGCUAAAACAUCAAUUAUCUCCUCGUUAUAAAAAGGAUUCAAUAUCUUCUCAACGAUCAACAUUUCAAUAUGAUUUUCCACCACCAAAUAAGCAAGUACCUACUAUCACUAAUGUACCAAUUAUACCACCACCACUUCCACAAUCGUCAAAACAAAAUGGUCAUCAAUAUGAUAUGUCAACGAGAAAUAAUGAUGAAUCAAGUCAAGAUACAUAUAAAACACGAUUAAUGGAAAAAAAACAAGUACAAUGGAAACAAGAAAAUGCGGAAAAAAAUCAACUAUGGGAUCCAUUUGGACGUUCAGGUGCUGGUGCUCCUAAAAUCAACGAAAAUCCACCACGAACCUCUCAACCACCACCACUACCACCACAAACGAAUGCAACUUUACCAUAUCGUGCACCACCAGUUUCUCAACCGCAACCAUACGAUAAUUCUUCAUCUUCUAUUCUUCCUAGUGAUAGAACACGUGUGCCAGCUGCUAUGCGAACAAAUAUAGCAUUUGGUAAUAGUCGUCAUCAAGAUGAUGUUGAUAAUGUAAAAGAAAUAGAACGUCGUCAAUGGUUAAAUGAUUUACAUAAACAAAUUGAAGAUAAUAAACGUAAAAAAUAUGGUCAACAAGAAACCGAACGUCGACAAGAUUUUUUACGUGAGAAUGUUAAUCCACUCGUUCAAGAAGCUGCUAAUCGACAUCAACAAUCAUCAGAUACAUCAAAUCAUAUAGGUCGAGAUUCAAAUAAAUUUAAUCAAAAUAAUACAUCAGAAAAGCAAACAUAUGCAGGUUCAUUAUUAAAUCAAAAUACAGGUGGAAAUAUUUUUGGUUCAGAUUAUGAUACAUCACAUUUAAAUGUUGGUAGUAAUCAACAACAAGCUUAUAGACAAAUAGAUGCACGUCGAGAUGAAGCGGUAAAUACAGUUGAUGCAACUUUUCGAAGUGAUCAUGGUAUUCAAACAGAUCUUCGAAUACCACCAAAUCGACGAAUGCCCAAUGGUUAUGAUGAUUCAGAUUUACCUCCUCAAGCUUCUAAUCAUAAUCGUAAUAAAAAACCCACUCGUGUGAAUUCUGUUGAUGAUAAUCGACAAACACCAGGAUCAAAUUCAAAUAAUGUUGGUAGAAAAUCUCAAAUGAAUGGUAAUCGUCCAAAUUCUGAUGUAAUUGAUACUCAACAACGUCCAAUAUGGAAUUACAAUAAAGAGAAACGUGGUGAAUAUGUUCCAAAUUCAAAACGUGAUCCAAAUUAUGAAACACGACAACGUCUUAAACAACUUCAAUUGGGAAAUUAUGAUUGUGUUGAUGAUGUACAAAAGAAAACAUGUUAUAAUCGUUGGAAUAGUGAUGGUGACAUUCAACAAAACAAACAAGGUCAAAUGAAUCGUACACGUUCAACAGUACCGAAAACAACAAGUUAUGGCAAUCAUAAAGAUGAAAGUAUUAUGAAUUUACUUAAAGGACAAAAUAAACAACAAUCACAACAACAAGAAGCUUAUGGAACAAAAUAUCCAUCAUCAAAUCACACAAAAACAGAUGAUGACUAUACUUCAAAUCGUGUUUCAUCAUUAGAUAGAUAUGAUAAUUAUGCACCAUAUACACAAUCAGAUGAUGUAAAUGAAUCAAAUAAAAUUUAUUCACAACCCAUAGAAACAACAUCUCAGAAACAAAUAUCUGAACCUACUACAAAUGGUAAUUAUCAACAACGAGAAUGGGAUAAUACAAAUCGACAAUAUCCUGUUGCACAAACACCACAAUACAGUGCACCUACAACAAAACAAGAACAUAUCUUACAACAAUUAUCAACGAUCAAAGAGAAUCUAAUUCGUCGACAACGAGAACUUGCUUCACCAUUAAAUGUUGCUCCAGUUUAA